AAAUGACAAUGAUUCUUAAUAUGUACCGAUAAAUUAUAUCGAAAUGAAAACUAAAGAGGCCGGACUCAUUCAGAUCGAUAGCUUAAAAGCUGGUCACCUUAAAAGCAGCAACUGAUCAGCUGUGCAAAGAAUAAGUUUGUAUAGAAAAUCUGGAGGUGCACUAAUAUGGGAAGAAAAUGCAGAAAGACAAACCAAACAAAGACACUUCUUCAAAACCCUGCAAAUUCAAAUGAACUAUGUAUAAAGAAUGCAGAACAUAUAACUAAUCGAUCCCCGAUUUCCAUAAAAGCGGAAGAUUCCACAGAUUUAUCUUAUCCGCAGACUGGGUUAUAUGAGGUGGUUAUGCUAGAGGCGAAUAAUCAAAUUAAGGAGGAGUUCGCCCUGGAGGAUCCGAGUGAGGAAGAGCGCAAUCCAGAAGACGAGGAGGAAAUAAGCUAUCAAUUGGCUGGUCCGCCAAAGCUGUGCUCAGUAUGCUGGAAAGGCUUUCCUAGCGAAGGGUUCUCCAAACACGUCUGCAUGGGAACCAACGCUGCCCAAGAAGAGGAUGAGAUAAGCUAUCACUUGGCGGGUCCACCAAAAAUGUGCUCUAAGUGCUUGGAGGCCUUUCCCAUCGAAGAGUUUUCAGCUCACACUUGCAGGGACAUCCAUGCCGAUCGAUUCUCCUGCAAAAUUUGUCCCCGAAAGUUUCGUUACAAGUCGUUGCUGGUCGUGCACUUAAAAAGCCACCUCAGACUGCAAAAAGGCGAAAGCAUACCAGAACUGGAGUCAGCGAAAGCCACAACUUCCAGGAACAAGCAUAACUUCGAGUUAAACUACUCACCUACUCCACGGUGGAAGAUAUCUCGACGGAGAGCAGGGAUGCUGAAGCGCAACGAAAUGCGCGUGCAUCAACAGCGCCUAUGCCUCUAUUGCCCCAUUGCCUUCUCCAACGAAUCCCAUCUGGAGAAGCACCUGAGGGAUCACCAUGCUGAGCGCUUCAAUUCAAGCGAAUUAAUAACCCCAGAUUUCGAGACUGAUGGUUCCAAACGGAUCUGUGUCAAGUUCGAGGAUGAAGAAACAAUAUAAUGCAAUAACUAUACAAUAACGUACCAGGUUUUAUCAGGGGGUAUCUGUAUUUUAAGCUGUAAUCAACAAUUUUUCAUUUCUUUUUAAUUUAAGCUAUAGACUGACAUAUCUGCUUAAAAUGUGAUUCCAAUUAAUCAACAAUGGUAAGGAAAUAUUAUUGUUAAAUACAUGUGGGGUUCACUGUGUUUGCUGUAUUUAAAAGUUUAAAAGCAACGAAAUGCGCUUAGCU
Molecule: messenger RNA, 1294 nt
Organism: Drosophila erecta
Lineage: Eukaryota; Metazoa; Arthropoda; Insecta; Diptera; Drosophilidae
Product: zinc finger protein 234
Exons: 3
Coding region: 166-1065 (299 amino acids)
Source: RefSeq, a predicted model, not a curated record